CAAGAUCACGAACCUGUGUCUUCACUAUUCACACUGAUUCACAAAGGGGCAGCAUAUUCUCGUCACCUGUAUCUUAUUGACUCCUCUUAAUGACAACGCUGGUUCCACCCUACCUUUGAAAUUUCAAGUUUAAUUAUAUUCUACAGCGACUCCUCCCAUCUACCAACGCUUGAGCCAAAACGUUCAUAAUAACACCCUCCGCCACUCGCUUUGGAUAGUGAUAAGUUUGGCUUUGUUUUCACCAUCAUCACAUAUCGCGUCAUAUCACACCGAGUAAUAGCUAGCACACAUCACUACCACGCAACGAUAUCAUUAUGAACGCUCCAGAUAGAACCGAAUCUUUUGUUCUCGGAGACAACGAGAAGAAAAUCGAGGAAAAGAUCGAUACUCGUACUCCCAACACCGCAAUCUUCACCUUCAACAAGGAAGACCACACUCUUGCCAACCUCCUCCGCGACAAACUCCUCAAGAACAGCCAUGUGACCUUCGCUGCGUAUCGAGUUCCUCAUCCCCUCUUUGCCACAUUCGAGCUGCGAAUUCAGACGGACGGAGACAUCACACCCAAGGAGGCAUUGUUGGCUAGCGCUAGUGACACUAUCCAAGAUCUCAACGUGCUCAAGACCAACUUCACCCGAGAGUUUGAGCUGCGUAAGAUGGUUGGUGGCGCCCAAAACGGUCAGUAGUAGGGCUGACUACCACCACCCGCACUCGACGACGGCACGAUCACCGUGACUCGUGGUCAGAUGAUGAUAGCUUGUACCAUAACGAAGUGUAUGCGAGGACGCAGUUGACGGCGUUUGGGUUGGAUUGGGAAUGGACAAACAGCGUGCCGGCAUCAUUGGCGUUUGCUUGAGGGCGAGCACGAUUCAUCACGUCAGCAAAUGGGCGCGUUUUGAUCAGUAGCCCUGGUACUCAUAGCCAUUAGCAGAUCAUUG
Molecule: messenger RNA, 935 nt
Organism: Exophiala mesophila
Lineage: Eukaryota; Fungi; Ascomycota; Eurotiomycetes; Chaetothyriales; Herpotrichiellaceae
Exons: 4
Coding region: 315-683 (122 amino acids)
Biological process (GO): transcription by RNA polymerase II
Cellular component (GO): RNA polymerase II, core complex
Molecular function (GO): protein dimerization activity; DNA binding
Source: RefSeq, a predicted model, not a curated record